UAUGGUUUUAAAGAAACUCUUGCCUUACUGAUACACCAUUUAGAAGGAGGUGAGGAAAUCAAGCAGCCCCUACACCGACUAGUAUAAUAGAUGCAUGGAAUAAGAGAAGGGAACAGAGGAACUACAUGAUCUAUGAAAAAAUGCAUUGGACAGAAAGAGCUUUGUUCAUGAGUUGUGGACAAACACAGCAGCUGUUAAUCUGCUGGCUGAUGUGAAGCGACAGAUUGUUUAGUGUGGCGUAGGAGGGCAAAGGGAAGGCACUGCGGAGAACUCUGACCUGCCAUCAGGGCGAUAGCGGGAGCUUUUAAAAGCCUGAAUGAGGGGUGGCGUAACUUCAUUGGAGACCCUGGGCCGCAGUGAGAGCAGGUGGAGAGAACUGAGUGACUCGAGGGAGGAGGGAAGAUCCCAUCUGCAGCCAAACAGGCAAUAAGAUAACACAGAGUCUCCGCCACUGCCUCUGCCACAAACAACAAUAUGUGGAUGAAGACUGCUGUGUAAUUAAGAAGUCUAAUCAGAGCCAUCUAUCUAUCUAGGACUGUGUGUAUGUGUGUGUGUGUGUGUGUGUGUGUGUGUGUGUGUGUGUGUGUGUGUGUGUGUGUAUGUGUGUGUGUGUGUGGGUGUGGGUGUGUGUGGGUGUGUGUGUGUGUGCUCCCAGACUUCUCACACUGAGAGCGAGAAGGAGUUUACACACACACAGGCCCCGCCCUCACUCACUCACACAGUGACUCACAUAUUGAGACAAGAUAAGAGGAGCACAGUCUGUUUCAGUUUUUCUCCCAUCCACAGCUGCUCAAUGAUUAUAAUGCUGGUUUGUACCGAGCUGGAGUUUCUGUUUCCUCCUCCGCUCUGCUCUCACAUUAACUAAUAAACGCUCAUCACGAGUUAUCAGGACCUGAUCAGUACAUGAAGGCACUGUCAACAGUCCGCUCCAUGGCAGGGGGGCGUGGCGGCGUGAGUGGCCCAGACCUUCGUAUUUUUUUCUGUAUUCGCCCUCGGGAUAAAAAGUUUGGACACCCCUGCUAUAGAGGUUUUAACAAUGCUACACUUAUAUAGGUUUUUGUAUGACCAAAUGAAAGUAAAUACUUACAAAUAUAAAAUAAACAUCAUGAUUACGAUAUAUAUUAUAAUUUGCCCCCUGCUCUAUUUCAUACUAUUUGGAUUUAAAUGACUACUGUACAUAGAAAGCAGCCUUCAGUCACAAGUGGUCGGGGACCUGAUCAGUACAUGUAGUUACUCAGAGUUUGUUUGAUUCACUCCAGAGUUUAUGAGGCUGCAUUUAGACAUCAUGAAGAAUGACCUGCCAACAUUUUAUUGCUCCUUACAACACGUGGCGCACACAGUCAGGCCUCAGUGUUGAAGUGAGCAGAGGAUCUGGAUUCAUGAUCCGACACCAUCGAUUAAUAAUUAAAUAUAUGAUCAUAAAAUUAUCAUCUAUCAUAAUCUUGCCAAUAAACAAAUGAGCUGUCAACAGAAAUUAGUUCCUUAUCAUUUAUAUGAACUGAACUUUGAACCUGUUCUUUUCAAGUGUGAACUGGCUCAACACUGACAAGUAACAUGAGAACAGGGAAGUGUCAGACUCCAUUUUCACUUGGAUGAGCAGACGGAAGAAAAGUGAGAGGAAUCCAACAUUACAGCAGUGGUCACCAAUUCGUCAACAGCGUUCACUAUCGAUCGCCAUAAAGCUCUGGACUCACUGGCUGAGGUUGUGUGAGAAACAUCGACCUGCAGUGCCAAGUACAUAGACUGAAGAUGAGUGGUUAUGAAGAGAGAGUGGAGUACAGCGCGGAGAGUAACACCUCCAAAGGAGCAUUCGUAGACUUCAGAAAUGAACCUGGACCCUCACACGCAGAUGCCAACUGUGGACAAAGACCAAGAAAAGGACCUGGACUCCAGACAGCCGAAGAUCUGCAGAAGGUUUUAAAUGAACAUAAGAUCAGUCUGAAGAGGACAUGUACACAUGUGACUGAAGGAACUGAUGAAAAAGAAAGUAGAACCCUCCUAAACAGGAUCUACACUGAGCUCUACAUCACAGAGGGACAGAGUGAAGAGAUUAAUACUCAACACGAAGUGAGGCAGCUUGAGACGACUUCCAAGAGGAAGUCUAUCCACGACACUCCGAUCAAGUGCCAUGACAUCUUUAAAGCCGUAACUGACCAGCAGAGCAGCAUCAGAGUCGUCCUGACCAACGGCGUCGCUGGCAUUGGAAAAAGCUUCUCGGUGCAGAAGUUCACUCUGGACUGGGCUGAGGGUUUAGAAAACCAAGAUGUCAGCCUGCUGAUAGUGCUUUCGUUCAGAGAGCUGAACCUGGUGAAAGACCAGCAGCACAGUCUUCUCACGCUGAUCCGUGUUUUCCAUCCAACAUUACAGAAGAUCACGGCAGAGAUGCUCGCUCUCUGUAAACUUUUGUUCAUCUUUGACGGACUUGAUGAAAGCAGACUUUCUCUGGACUUCAACCACAGGAAGGUUGUUACUGAUGUCACACAGAGGUCAUCAGUCAACACACUGCUGACAAGCCUCAUCCUGGGGAAUCUGCUUUCCUCUGCUCUUGUCUGGAUGACCUCCAGACCUGCGGCAGCCAAUCAGAUCCCUUCUACAUGUGUUGACAGGGUCACAGAAGUACGAGGCUUCACUGACGCACAGAAGGACAAAUACUUCAGGAACAGGUUCAGUAAUGACGAGCUGUGCAGCAGAAUAAUCUCACACAUCAAGAUGUGCAGAAGUCUCCACAUCAUGUGUCAAAUCCCGGUCUUCUGCUGGAUCAGUGCUACAGUUCUGGAGCAGAUGUUGACCAAAGACCAGAGUGGAGAGCUGCCCAAGACCAUGACUGACUUGUACUCACACUUUCUGAUGGUUCAGACAAAGAGGAAGAAAAAUAAGUACAAUGAGGGACAUGAGACGACUCCUGACAGGGACAGGGACUUUCUUCUGAAGCUGGGGAAGCUGGCGCUUAAACAUCUGAGGGAAGGAAUCAUCAUGUUCUAUCAAGAAGACCUGGAGUGGUGUGGUCUUAAUGUCAAAGAGGCCUCAGUGUACUCUGGAGUUUGUACUGAGAUCUUCACAGAGUGUGUGAUCUUCCAGAAAUCCGUCUACUGCUUUGUUCAUCUGAGCGUUCAGGAGUUUCUGGCUGCAGUCUACAUGUUCCACUGUUACACCAAGAGGAACACAGAAGAACUCAAAAACUUCUUGGGAACAUAUGGGAACACACAAGAUACCUUCUCUCUGGAUGACCUCCUGAAGAGAACCAUUGAGAAAUCCCUUACCAGUGAAAAUGGUCAUCUGGACCUAUUUGUUCGCUUCCUUCACGGCCUCAGUCUAAAGUCUAACCAGAAACUCUUAGGAGGCCUGCUAGGUUGGAAAGAGAACAAUCCAAAGAUCAUCCAGAGAGCCUUAGGAGGCCGGCUGAGUUGGACAGGGAACUAUCCAAAAUUCAUCCAGAGAGUCAUCAACAACCUGAAGGAGAUGCAGAGUGAUGACAUUUCUCCUGACAGAAGCAUCAACAUCUUUCACUGUCUGACUGAGAUGAAUGACCACUCAGUAAAUCAGGAGAUGACACAGUUAAUGACGUUAAAGAACAAAUCAAAGGAGAAACUCUCUGAGAUCCACUGCUCAGCUCUGGCCUACAUGCUGCAGAUGUCAGAGGAUGUUAUUGAUGAGUUGGACCUGAAGAAGUUCAACACAUCAGACCAGGGUCGACAGAGACUGAUCCCAGCUGUGAGGAACUGCAGGAAAGCUCUACUCGUUAAUUGUGAACUCUCAGAGACUCACUGUGAAGUCGUGGCCUCAGCUCUGAAGUCAAACCCCUCACAUCUGAAAGAACUGAAUCUGAGUGGAAACAGCCUGCAGGAUUCAGGAGGGAAGCUGUUGUUUGCUGGACUGGAGAGUCCAAACUGUCGACUGGAGACUCUGAGGUUGAAGGGCUGUUAUCUAUCAACGAUCAGCUGUUCUUCUCUGGCUUCAGCUCUAAGGUCAAACCCCUCUCAUCUGAGAGAACUGGAUCUAAGCUACAACGACCUGAAGGACUCAGGAGUGAAGGAGCUUUGUGGUUUUCUAGAGAGUCCAACCUGUGAACUGGAGAUUCUGAGGUUGGAGGGCUGCGGUCUGUCAGAGAUCAGCGGUUCUUAUCUGGCUUCAGCUCUGAGGUCAAACCCCUCUCAUCUGAGAAAACUGAAUCUGAAUAGAAACAACCUACAGGACUCAGGAGUGAAGGAGCUCUGUGGUUUUGUAGAGAGUCCAACCUGUCGCCUGGAGAGUCUGAGGUUGAAGGGCGCCAGUCUGUCAGAGAUAAGCCGUUCUUCUCUGGCUUCAGCUCUGAGGUCAAACCCCUCUCAUCUGAGAGAACUGGAUCUAAGACUUAACGACCUGCAGGACUCAGGAGUGAAAGAGCUGCUUAAUCUAAAGCAGCCUUCAGACAGUUCACUGGAGACUGUGAGAUUGAAGAAGUGAUCAUUGUAGAAGUGAGUGUGAAGAGGACAGUGUAUGUGGAUGGAGGCUGAGCUGUGUCCUGAAACAUCUACAUAGGCAGAAGCAGCUGCAGCUUGUGCAUAGAGAGGCUCUGACUGGGCCUCCCAGGCAGAGUGGAGACAGAGCUCCAGAGGAAUCAGAGGAGGUUAGCUGCUCUGAGAUCAGGUCCACUGUCACACAGUGUCCAGUCCACCAUCAUUCCUGUGUGCCUCUGUUGAUGUGACACAGCACCAUCAGUGUAUCUGCUCUGCUCUGCUGCUGCGCUGCCUUUUGACACAGAAAAGUCAAAGCCCUAAGUAUUUCAAAAUUAUGUGCAGAAAAAUGUGCCAAUUAAAUGCAAAUUUUACUUUCAAAUCUAAAAAGUGACAUUAUAUUUACUGGCAGGGACGCGAAACUGUGGGCAGUCAGUGUUAUGGAUAUCUGCUGAGUGCAGCAUGUUAGCAUGCUGUGUAGAAAACUAAAGGAAACACGUGAAAACCAUGAGCACUGCAGGUAAUCAGAAAGUGUAAGGUCAUGUUUU
Platichthys flesus (European flounder) is the source of this 4981-nucleotide messenger RNA. RefSeq names its product NLR family CARD domain-containing protein 3-like. The record is from RefSeq and is a predicted model, not a curated record. Gene Ontology annotation, molecular function: protein binding. The coding region runs from base 1750 to 4443 and encodes 897 amino acids. NCBI's taxonomy places the organism in Eukaryota, Metazoa, Chordata, Actinopteri, Pleuronectiformes, Pleuronectidae. The transcript has 10 exons.